AUGGACUCUUCACCAAGUAAGGCUAAUGCUCAACCUGCCUUGCCAGCUCUGGCAGGUACAAAACGUCCAGCACCAACCUUACUUCCACCCUUCGAGCCACUUCCUUCUUCCUCUCCAAGUCUGCCAGGACGUAACAACAAGAGAGUUCGUACGUCACCAUCUGCAUUCGAAUCAGCUUACACUAAGUAUCCAACACCAAUUCCUACCUCCGCAACUGGUAUUCUUUCAUCCUCCCCUCCUCCAGGGGUACACGCUCGAGCCGGUCUCCAUCGAAGUCGAUCCUCUGUUGAGAGGGCUCCCCUUUCAGCUGUGCCAACAAUCACCCUACCUGAAGAUGGAGAUUCUCUUCUCAUGGGUAGAUCAAGCAAUUCCUCCCACUAUCAAUUGUCCGCCAAUCGUCUCAUCUCUCGUGUCCAUAUCAAAGCUAGAUAUAUUGCUGCUACGGUUCCUCUUGAGUCGAAUAAGAUUGAGAUUAUCUGUUGUGGAUGGAACGGAGUAAAGUUACAUUGUCAAGGUCGAACAUGGGAGUUGGCAAAGGGAGAUAGUUUCACCUCGGAAACUGAAAACGCUGAAAUUAUGUUGGAUGUUCAGGAUGCACGGGUUCUGGUUGCUUGGCCACAAGGUGAUAAUCUUGACUCCGCUGCUCCAACAGAGGUUCCUUCGUGGAGUGAAGAUAGUUCUCCUAGGGGUAAAGUUACUGCCGUUACUGCUCAGGGUGACAUUAUUCAUUCAAGUCCAAUCCGUCGUGUUGAACAUCAUUCGUCACCAGUAUCACCAACACCUGCUCGCCAAACCCUUUCCUCUGCCAAUCUAGCCAACCUCUUUGCUGAUGAUGCAGAAAAGACCUUUAUCCAAGUAUAUGAAGACAAAUCAGAGCCAGCUCCAGCAAUUGAGCCUAAAGAUCCUGAGCCAGUAUACUCACCAACAGUCGCUGCAACAUCAUUCAGUGCAUCAUUCCCAGCUAGUCAAGAGAGUGAGUUGAGUGAGCCAGAUGAAGACCCUGAUGAAGAAAAUGAUCCCAUUGUUCACUCCUUCGGUCCAUUUGGUGCAAAUUUAUCCUCGAGAAUGGCAAAGUUCACAGCUGGACAUGCCCCAGAAGGUCGUGGUCGUGAUGGGCACAAAUCUAAGACAUCUAUUGAAAAGCGAUCGAGCUCUACAUCCACUGAUGAAGGUGCUAUCACUCCUGUCAUUAACCAUGUAGCCAAUCAACUCGCCUAUUCUCGUCUUCAAUCCAUGCCAUUGUCAACUAUCCUCAGAAACCUUCCAUCCAAUCUCAGAGGUAUUAGUCCUUCAAAGAAGGAGAACAAGGGCCUCACAAAGGACGAUCUUCGCAAGAUGCUGAACAGAACAUCAUUCAUCGGCGAGAUCCAUCGAGAGGGCAAGGACGCUGCGGGAAAGCCACUUGAGAGUGAAUAUUACUAUAUCCCAGACGAAGAUACCGAUCAGUCAAGAAAGGAGACAGUCCAAGAAGGAUUAAGGAAACCUAGUCUGAGAAACUGUAGAAAGCAGCACAAGCAAUAUUAUUGGAAGCGUCCAAGAACUCCAUAG
This is a messenger RNA of Botrytis byssoidea, 1548 nucleotides long. RefSeq lists its product as uncharacterized. The record is from RefSeq and is a predicted model, not a curated record. Lineage: Eukaryota; Fungi; Ascomycota; Leotiomycetes; Helotiales; Sclerotiniaceae. The coding region runs from base 1 to 1548 and encodes 515 amino acids. The transcript has 2 exons. Gene Ontology annotation, molecular function: protein binding.